Molecule: messenger RNA, 4093 nt
Organism: Delphinapterus leucas (beluga whale)
Lineage: Eukaryota; Metazoa; Chordata; Mammalia; Artiodactyla; Monodontidae
Source: RefSeq, a predicted model, not a curated record
AUCAUCUCCACGGCCACAUCCACCUGUCUGUUCAGGGCCCGCUCUCGUCUCUGCACUUCCUGCUUUUUCUGAGUCAGCUGCACAAAAGCUGCCCGAACUUCCAACAGUUCAGCCGUUUUCUGGGCCAGCUCUUUGGUUCAUGUGAAGUGUCCAGCUGACUGCAGUCACGCAAGAGAUUCUAGUGAAGAGGAAGAACCAUGUGAAGAGGAAGAGCCACCAACUGAGCCUGGCUAACUCUCAGAAUCAUGAAAAUAAAAUAAAUAACUGAAACACUAAGGUGUUUGAUGAGCUCCAAGGGACUAUCUAAGCUCAAAUAUUUGCACCUAUGAAAAGUAUGUGUAGCAGGCAAUAUGUACUCACCUGUCCCUGAAGGAGAAAACCCAGAAGUGUCUUUCAAUGAGAACAUCAAGUUCAAAGAGCAGAAUCUAUGGGUGAUACAGUGUAGUCCCUACACCAGGAAGAAACAUGCUUCAUGUCUGAGUGUGGCUCUGCUUGAUCCAAAAAACUUCUGAACUAAAAAGGCAAGUCAUCAGUUCCCUAAACAUCCAGUAUACACUGGUAAACUUGUGUUCAGGGUAACCUCAAUAACUAUUCCCUGGAGAAAAAUAGGAGACACAGCAGUUGCUGGUGUGUAGCAGGUGUGAAAUCCCAGUAGGCAGGUAUAGUAAGGAUCCUUUAUCCCAAGACGAGAGAAAUGUUCCUCGAUUAGACCCGGAAGGGGCUUCCCAGUCCAUUUAUUCUCCAUGGCUCUCUGUUCUAACCUUUGAAAAAUGCUGUCUUUUCCAUUUUCCUUUUUGGACACAUUCAAAGUGAGCAUCAGAAUAUGACCUUGUUAGGACACAGAGCAGCUUCUUCAGUGGCUACAUGUGCAGAAGGAGAAAAGUAAAGAUAAUAUGGACUGCAGCAUUCAAGAAAAACUACAUUUAGAAAUUCGAAUACGAGAAGGGGUAUGGAAACUCCUUUCUCUGAGCACUCAGAAAGACCAGAUUUUGCAUGCAGUUAAGAAUCUCAUGGUGUGCAAUGCUCGAAUAAUGGCUUACACAUUGGAGCUGCAGAAAUUAGAAGAGCAGAUUGCGAAUCAAAUUGGAAGAUGUGAUGUGAAUUUUGAAAGUAAAGCACGAACAGCAUGUAAGGGAAAGAUUGCCAUAUCAGAUAUUCGUAUACCACUAAUGUGGAAAGACUCUGAUCACUUCAGCAGUAAAGAACGAUCACAGCGCUAUGCCAUUUUUUGUUUAUUCAAAAUGGGAGCUGAAGUUUUUGAUACUGACAUGGUGAUUGUGGAUAAAACAAUCACAGAUAUAUGUUUUGAAAAUGUGACCAUAUUUAAUGAAGCAGGGCCAGACUUUCAGAUAAAGGUGGAAGUAUAUAGUUGCUGUACAGAAGACUCUUCUAUAACCAACACACCAAAAAAAUUAGCUAAGAAACUGAAGACAUCUAUAAGCAAAGCUACAGGGAAGAAAAUAAGUUCAGUGCUUCAAGAAGAUCAUGAAAUGUGCUUGUCCUUCAGUUCUGCUAUUUAUGGUGCAAAGUACAGUUUGCUAGCUCAUACUACCCUGAGCUUGGAAAGUGCUGAGAAUAGCUUCAAGACCCAUAAUCUGUCUAUUAAUGGGGAUGAAGAGUCUUCGUUUUGGCUUCCCUUGUAUGGCAACAUGUGCUGCCGAUUAGUCGCCCAACCAGCUUGUAUGGCUGAGGAUGCCUUUGCAGGAUUUCUUAAUCAGCAGCAAAUGGUAGAAGGUCUGAUUAGUUGGAGAAGGUUGUAUUGUGUUUUAAGAGGGGGUAAACUCUAUUGUUUUUACACUCCAGAAGAAAUCGAAGGUAAAGUGGAACCAGCUUUGGUAGUGUCCAUUAACAAGGAAACCAGAAUUCGGGCAAUGGAUAAGGAUAAAAAGAAAAGAAUCCAUAAUUUCUCUGUCAUCAACCCUGUUGCUGGACAGGCUACAACUCAUAUUUUUGCAGCUGACAACAGAGAAGAUCUUCAGAAGUGGAUGGAAGCCUUCUGGCAGCAUCUCUUUGAUCUUAGCCAAUGGAAGCAUUGUUGUGAAGAACUUAUGAAAAUUGAGAGUAUGUCACCACGGAAACCACCUUUGUUCUUGACAAAAGAGGCAACCUCAGUCUACCAUGAUAUGAGCAUUGAUUCACCUAUAAAACUUGAAAGUUUAACUGAUAUAAUACAAAAAAAAAUUGAACAGACAAAUGGAGAGUUCCUUAUUGGUCAGCAUGAAGAAUCCUCACCACCUCCUUGGGCCACACUCUUUGAUGGUAAUCACCAAGUUGUCAUCAAGAAAAAGGUAUUAUCUCCUGCAAGCAAGCAGUUACAUGAUGGGAAAGGGAAAAAGAGACGAGCUCCCCUUCCUCCUUCUGGUAAAGCUGCAUUCAGCUUAAAAACACAGAGCAACACAGAUCAAUUGGUUAAGGACAACUGGGAAAAGACAAGUGUAUCUCAGACCUCACCUUUGGAUACCAAAUUAUCGACCCUAAUGCAUCACUUACAGAAACCAAUGGCUGCUCCUCGAAAACUUCUUCCUGCCAGGAGAAAUAGUUUAACUGAUGGUGAGCACACAGACACUAGAACCAAUUUUGAAGCCAAGCCAGUGCCAGCUUCACGGCAGAAAUCUAUGAAAGACAUUUUGGACCCUAGAUCAUGGUUGCAGGCACACGUGUAGAAAACCCUUAAUGUCUAAGACAUUUAACAAAAUCUGUAACUGUGAGGCUUAAUUCAGAAGCACUAUAGAUGUAGUAAUAUGUAAUUAUGUAGGUAAAUAUGACAGUGAUUUACAUCAAUAAUUAAUAAGCUAUUAGUUGUAAAAAAAAUGUUUUAUAAUGAAGAAAUGGAUUUCUCUAGCAGAGUGCAGGAGGCAGUUUCUAGACAAUAUCCCAAUUAUUGGAAGGGUUAAUUUAUUCCUAAGUUAGUACCAGGCAGUGAACAAGCACUAGGCAGAAGAAAGCAUUAAAAUUUCUUUGGGGAGGGAUUGUCUAGUAAUUUAAAAUGUGUUAAAUAAGAGCCAUAUUCUCAUUAUGAGGAUUUUAAUACUAAUGGAAUGUUUCAAAAGUUUUAUUCAAACCACAAAUUAUAGAAUCCACCCAAGAAAAUUUCUUCUUAGCAUUCUGGAAUUCUCAUCUAAUGGUCCACUGGCUCUCAUCUGUUGUUUAACUCACUAGUUAACUCAGUGACCUUUCAGAUUCCUGAGAUACAUUUUUGAAUAUUAAAUUCUUCAUUUUUGAAGGGAAUAUGUAAUGUGCUGUUCAAAGUUGUUUCCUUGAUGAGCCCUGAAAUCCUGUUGACAUUAACUCUCAUAAGUAAAGCAAAACAUUUUUUAGUUUAAGGAACAGGUAGAUGAAAUGUACUUUACUUCCACUUUUCUAUGCAUGGUACUAAUUUCUAUUGUGACAUUGGCAUUUGGGGAAGUGAGUAGCUGAUUAACACCUUAAGAUUCAUUCAGUACUUAUUUAAAAAGCACGUGGCCGAUUCAAAAUAUCAGAAAAGUUGGCCAUGAUAAUAAUUUUCAGAAUUAAUCCACCUAAAAAUUUUUAAUUAGAUUUCCUUUUUCUAGUAAGGGUUCAUGUCUGCUACUGAUAUUUGUCAUUAAAAGUCAUACUCUUUCAAUAAUGACAUUGGAAUCAUUUCCAUAGGAGGUAAUUUCCAUAGCAACUAAUCAUAGUGACACAAACAAGAUUAUGAAAUCAAGUGAUGAAUAAAUAGCAACAGAAUGAAUACCUCAAAGGAACUAAAAAAUCCAUUUUCUUAGUAAUUAUGCUUCUUGUAAACAACAGCUAGACAAUUUUAAAAAAUCUAAUCAGAAUUUCCAAGUAAAAUAAAACAGUUUCCUUAAGGUGUCAGCAACAGCACUAAAAAUUUCAAUUCACACUGAACCCUAAAUGUCAUUGCAACAAAUGAAAAUAUAAGAAUUAAAUUACUGCCCUGUGUAUAAUCUCUAGAGAUCUUUUUAAAGCUUGUAAGAACUCUAUUUGGAUCGGAACUACAUUAUUUUAAAGUAAAAUGAACACUUGACAAAAAAUAACAUUAAUUUAAAUGGAGCCUUUCAUUAUUUUUAGAUAGCAGAGUCUUUUUUUAUUUAUGUAGAAUGAUGUAACU